Piliocolobus tephrosceles (Ugandan red Colobus) is the source of this 5041-nucleotide messenger RNA. It is a transcript of the gene FGL2, whose product is annotated as fibrinogen like 2. The transcript has 2 exons. NCBI's taxonomy places the organism in Eukaryota, Metazoa, Chordata, Mammalia, Primates, Cercopithecidae. The record is from RefSeq and is a predicted model, not a curated record. Bases 598 to 1917 code for a protein of 439 amino acids.
UCUUCUGUUUUUCAAGUAGAUGAAGCAAAAGUCAAUUACAAUAGUCAGAAAGCUCUACUUUGUUAUACUUAGAAACUUGUAAAAGUGCUUAAGAUUUCACCUGAAAGUCCAACAUGAAGAAAAUACAGGCUCUCCCAUGCCCCAUUCUAAGAAGGAAAAAGGACCAUUUUCAUUUUAGUAACGUUUCUGUUCUGCAGACAGUUUGGAUAACUAGCUCGUACUUUUUAUCUUUAAAAACUGUUUUUCCAGUGAAGUUAGGUAUAAUUAUUUACUUCAAGCAUAAGUAUAUCAAAUUAUUUUAGAAAUGUAAGACUUUUCUUAUGCUUCAUAAAAUACAGUAUGAAAGUGAUUCUUGUUGACUAUGUACAUUUGACUAUAAUAAUUUCAAUGCAUAUUAUUUCUAUUGAGAGUAAGUUACAGUUUUUGGCAAACUGCCUUUGAUGAGGGCUAUCUCCUCUUCCUGUGCGUUUCUAAAACUUGUGAUGCAAACGCUCCCACCCUUUUCUGGGAACACAGAAAGCCUGACUCAGGCAGCUGCCGCUAUUAAAGCAGCUCCAGCCCUGCACACUCCCUGCUGGGGUGAGCAGCACUGUAAAGAUGAAGCUGGCUAACUGGUACUGGCUGAGCUCAGCUGUUCUGGCCACUUACAGUUUUUUGGUUGUGGCAAACAAUGAAACAGAGGAAAUUAAAGAUGAAAGAGCAAAGGACGUCUGCCCAGUGAGACUAGAAAGCCGAGGGAAAUGCGAAGAGGCAGGGGAGUGCCCCUACCAGGUAAGCCUGCCCCCCUUGACUAUUCAGCUCCCGAAGCAAUUCAGCAGGAUCGAGGAGGUGUUCAAAGAAGUCCAGAACCUCAAGGAAAUCGUAAAUAGUCUAAAGAAAUCUUGCCAAGACUGCAAGCUGCAGGCUGAUGACAACGGAGACCCAGGCAGAAACGGACUGCUGUUACCUAGUACAGGAGCCCCAGGAGAGGUUGGUGAUAACAGAGUUAGAGAAUUAGAGAGUGAGGUUAACAAGCUGUCCUCUGAGCUAAAGAAUGCCAAAGAGGAGAUCAAUGUACUUCAUGGUCGCCUAGAGAAGCUGAAUCUUGUAAAUAUGAACAACAUAGAAAGUUAUGUUGACAGCAAAGUGGCAAAUCUAACAUUUGUUGUCAAUAGUUUGGAUGGCAAAUGUUCAAAGUGUCCCAGCCAAGAACAAAUACAGUCACAUCCAGUUCAACAUCUAAUAUAUAAAGAUUGCUCUGACUACUAUGCAAUAGGCAAAAGAAGCAGUGAGACCUACAGAGUUACACCUGAUCCCAAAAACCGUAGCUUUGAAGUUUACUGUGACAUGGAGACCAUGGGGGGAGGCUGGACAGUGCUGCAGGCACGUCUCGAUGGGAGCACCAACUUCACCAGAACAUGGCAAGACUACAAAGCAGGCUUUGGAAACCUCAGAAGGGAAUUUUGGCUGGGGAACGAUAAAAUUCAUCUUCUGACCAAGAGUAAGGAAAUGAUUCUGAGAAUAGAUCUUGAAGACUUUAAUGGUGUCAAACUAUAUGCCUUGUAUGAUCAGUUUUACGUGGCUAAUGAGUUUCUCAAAUACCGUUUACACGUUGGUAACUAUAAUGGCACAGCUGGAGAUGCAUUACGUUUCAACAAACAUUACAACCACGAUCUGAAGUUUUUCACCACCCCAGAUAAAGACAAUGAUCGAUAUCCUUCUGGGAACUGUGGGCUGUACUACAGUUCAGGCUGGUGGUUUGAUGCAUGUCUUUCUGCAAACUUAAAUGGUAAAUAUUAUCACCAAAAAUACAGAGGUGUCCGUAAUGGGAUUUUCUGGGGCACCUGGCCUGGUGUAAGUGAGGCACACCCUGGUGGCUACAAGUCCUCCUUUAAAGAGGCUAAGAUGAUGAUCAGACCCAAGCACUUUAAGCCAUAAAUCACUCUGUUCAUUCCUCCAGGUAUUCGUUAUCUAACAGGACAAUUAAUUCCUUCAGCAUUUUAGAAUAUGCCUUGUUUCAUAUUUUUCAUAGCUAAAAAAUGAUGUCUGACUGCUAGGUUCUUAUGCUACACAGCAUUUGAAAUAAAGCUGAAAAACAAUGCAUUUUAAAGGGGUCCUUUGUUGUUACGCUGUUAUCCAAUGGACACUUGCAAGCAAUUAGGAAUAUUGAGAAUUAUACAUUAGAUUUAUAAUUCUUUUAAUUUCUAUUAAUUGAAACAUUUUCUAUUGCUUAUAUUACUUGCUAUAUUUAAAAAAUAAUUGUUGGCUGGGUGUGGUAGCUCAUGCCUGUAAUCCCAGCAAUUUGGAAUGUCAAGGCGGGCAGAUCAGUUGAGUUCAGGAGUUUGAGACCAGCCUGGCCAACAUGUGAAAUGCUAUCUCUAUUAAAAAUACAAAAAUUAGCUGGGCAUGGUGGUACAUACCUGUAAUCCUAGCUACUUGGGAGGCUGAGGCAGGAGAAUCGCUUGAACCUGAGAGGAAGAGGUUGCAGUGAGCCAAGACUGAGCCACUGCACUCCAGUCUGGGUGACAGAGCGAAACUCUGUCUCAAACAAAAAAAUAAUAAAUUUAUUCAGUAGGCUAGAUUCUACACUAAGUUAUCUGUAUUUGGGCCAUGAUUUAAGCUCAUCUGAAGGUAUAUCACCCUUUUCAGGCUAUAAUUAUUUGCGUAAUCUUCAUUCUGAGAUAAACUUAAUCUAUUUAGCAUUUACUUUGCAACAGAACAACCCUACAGCAUUUUAGUUCCCAGACUAAGGGAACUAAUACAUAUAUAAUUAAACUUGUUCAUCUAUCAUUCAUGAAAUGUAAAAUAAUUAUCAUUUAAACCGUUUAAAAAUGUGGUAGCAUAAUGUCACAUUAUGCUACAUUCAGAAAGCAAUGUAACUGUGAAGACCAGGGUUUAAAGGUAAUUCAUUUACAGUUUAUAACUCCUUAGAUGUUUGAUACUGAAAACUGCUUUGACAUGAAAAUUAUCUUCCUCUGCUCUGCAUAAACAACAGCUUUUAAUUUAAGAUUGCUCACUGCUGUACUAGACUACUGGUAGGUUUUCUUUUUGUUUGUUUUUUGUUUUUUUCUGGUGGGUUGGGGGUAUGUGGGGAAUGAAGCAUUUACUUAUAGGCUAUAAUACUCUGAGGCCAAUUUUAUAUCCAAAGCAAUAAUAUCAUUAAGUGAUUCACACUUCACAGAAGACUAAGUUUUUCUAGGACAAAUAGAAAACAUGAAUUUUGAAAUAUAUAGAACAGUAGUUCAAAUACUAUAUAUUUCAACCCUGACUGGUAGAUUGUUUAUUUUACUAUUAGAAAUUAAGAGACAGAUUUUUACUCAAACAGAAAUAUCUGUAAUUUUUAUAAUUCAUUCAGUAAUUCUGGAAUGCUAUAUAUAAUAUUUAAAAGACUUUUUAAAUGUGUUUAAUUUCAUCAUUGUAAAAAGGGAUCAUCUCAGAGAGAACAGCAGUAUUCUUCAUAUUUUAAAAAAUGCUCUAGAGUAACAUUUGAAGUAAUUUGCUGUCGUGUAUGCCAGUCCUAGAAAUAAAUUUUUAAGUUUCUGAUGUCUGUUUCUAAUACACUAACCAAGUUUUCAAAAUAUACUUACAAAGAUGCAUCUUUACCCAUUAUUUUAAAAUGAUUAAGGAGGAUAGUUGCUUCAGGUAACAAGCUAAUUUUUCAAAUACUAGGCCCUUACAGAACUAUUUAGUCAAAAAAAGAUAUUCCUUUAAAAUACAUAACCCAAAGCUUUCAGUUAAACAUGAUAUAUCACAAAUGCUAUUAAAAUGUUAAAGCAAGAGGAAUGCAAAUAGCAUUAAAUGUUGACCAAAAUGUAAAAUAUUGUAGAUUUCAAAAGCUGUGUAUCUAUUAGAUGGGAUACCAAAUGUAAAUGAUGUAACUAAUGUUGUUUUUUCACUUUUUGCUUUUUAAAAGAAGACUAAAAAUGUUUUGAUAUUAUACAAUGUAUUUGUUUCAGAUAAGGUCAUUUUCAUUUAGUAUAUAUAAUUAUUGUGUGUAUAAGUUUAAGUAAAUUCCUGUAAAUAAAAAUGGAUUUAUCACAAAAUACAGUUCUAAAGAAAGGUAUAUGCUCAUAUCCAGAGUGUCCAUUGAUUUAAUGGGAACUAGGUAUAACUUCAGGAGAAUUUUGCAACUAAUUCACUAAUCUAUGUAAAUAUCCAAAAGCUUGUUCUGUCUUUCCGCAUUAUUUCAAGGGAUCAUUUUAUUUUUCAUUCUACUUUCACAGCACUUUUCUAGUAAAUUCUGUAACACAGAAAUUCCAUCUUGGAAUCAUUUCAUGUUACCAAUAAUUCUACACUUUUAUAACAUUUAACAUGUUGAUGGAAAUAGAUAUCUGCUAGAGUCUUUUGCUUUAACUAUUCACUAACAUAUGCUAAUGUUCACAAAUAUGGAUUGACUGUUUACAAACAUUAGAAUCUUGUCUUGGUUCCAUUUUGAUGGCUAAUAUUUGUUAUCUUAAUUAAGACUGUAUUUCUGAUGUUAUCAUUCCUCGAAAAUAUUGACUAAAACUGGGUCCUUAGAAAUUCCAGGUGGAGCUGAUUUACCGAUGACUGAGGGAAAAAAUCAAAUUUUACUGGUAAUAGUAAUGCUCCAAAUCAAUUAAUGACACAUCUGUUCAAUAAAUAAAGAGCUUAAAUAUACAUAACAUAAGAAAUAUCUGAGCAACAAAAUUUGCGGUCUUUACUUUUGAAUAGCUACCCAAGAAAAGGUUUUAAAGGUAAAAGUUAUGAGUAAUGUCAUCACAAUAAGCUCUUGUUUAAAAUUCUUUUAUGUAUAAUUAGGUUUAUGUUUCAUGUCUUUUUAAAACCUUAUAAAAGAUUUAACUAUCACAUCUAUUCUUCAAUGUGGAAACAUUAAAUAUUUUUGGUUGUAAAAUAAUAUUUAUGUACUUGUGUCUGAAAAGUUGUAAAAUGCUUACCUAAGCUAAACGAUAUCUGUGACUCCGAAGACUUUAAUGAGUACUAUUUCAUUAACAAGAAGUCAGAGGCAAAUAGAGGAACACCAUUGUCUUACUUCUGUCUAGAAUACUGUUGAAACAUUUGAAAUACAAAAGUUUCGCUUUCA